UGUUUCGGCCCGAGGAACAAGUAUUUGUGGGCUCAGGCCUGCGAACCACCAAGUAGACUGGAAUUCGAGGCAUGGCGGCGGAGGGAGCGGAACUUGGUUCCCCGGCGCCGGCGCAGCCGCCGGCACCGAAGCGGCGGAAGAUCGAACCGUCUCGGAGGAGCAGACCACCUCAAACUGCUGUUGAUAAGGACAAAGUGGCGGCAUCAUCCAAUUCAUCGGUUUCAGGUACACCGCUAGCAAGAGUGGAUCUCAACAAAGUUAGAGAGGCAAAGAUAUUUGCUGUCCUUCAAGCACAGCACGAGGGAUGCCUGGGAAGCUUCAAAAGCUUUGAUUCUCUGUUUGGAAAUUAUCUUGUUCCUGUUACCCCAAGUGAUGAAUUCUUCGAGCAAAUUGCAAAGAAGUGAUCCAACAAAUUUGACAGCCGUGAAGAGGUAGGAUGAUGAUCCUGUUCUAUCCUGCUACAUCCUCGACAUUAUUCCUGCUAGAUUUACUAACAGAAAAAUAGUGAAGAUCUCAAGACAAAAUGUAUUUUAUUUGGAAAUUGAGGUUCUGUGCUUCAAAUGAGAAACCGAUUUUCAUGCAUGCCUGUAGAUACCCCUACCUUGUAAGAUCCCCACAGUAUCAAAACGUAAAACUACUCCUUUUGCAGUGGUAUAAAAGAGUGGCAUUUUGGCAAGUA
This is a messenger RNA of Aegilops tauschii subsp. strangulata, 679 nucleotides long. RefSeq lists its product as uncharacterized. Lineage: Eukaryota; Viridiplantae; Streptophyta; Magnoliopsida; Poales; Poaceae. The record is from RefSeq and is a predicted model, not a curated record.